AUGAGGAAAAAAGAAGAGGGAGAAGGAGCCAGCAAGAAACAGCUGGGGAAUGAAAGGAAAGUGGAAGUUGGAAAUUGAGAGACCAAAGAUUGCAUCCAACCCACAUUCUAAACCAAACCACACCAUUUCAUACUUUCACACUUUCACACUUUCACUUCACCACAACACAUACACUUUUGUUUUUUUCUCUUUCUUUUUCUUUCAUUGGAGUGAAGCAUUGCUGCAUGAUCAAUCAAUAAACCCUCUUUCUUUUUUCUCUUUCCCUUUCACAUUUUGAUUGAUUCAGAUCCGCAAUGGCACCCAACAACAACAGAACAAAGGGAUCGCAUUUUCCUCUGCUUGCCUUCCUCCUUCUGUGCCUCCUUGCGCCCCUUCUCUUCUUCCGCGCAUCGCCCCUUCAUACUUUUCACGAUCAAGGUGGUAAUUCGGCUGUUACCAGCAGAAAGGUUGCCAGAUUCAGAGAGUGGCAGUCACUACAGGAUCUUGAAUCGCUUUUUUCCAAAGAGGUUCUAGAUGUUAUUGUUUCCAACACAAAUGAUGUGGGCCCUUUGAGUCUUGAGAGUUUUAGAAAAAAUUUGUCUGCUUCAUGGAGAGUUGUUGGAUCAAAGGCUUCUGAUGCUACAAAUCAGGUUAACGAACCGGCAAACAAUGUUGGACAAGAGAAGCACGAUGGGAAGGAAGGAAGAUUUUCAGUUGGUCAUGCUCAGUGGACUGACACUCCUGCACAGCUAUCCAGAAGGCAACUAAUAGAGAAAAGGAAGGAAAAGCGUGCUGCUGAGUUGAUAAGAGAGGAUGAAGUAAUUGUAAAGCUUGAAAAUUCAGCUAUUGAACACUCGAAAUCUGUUGAUUCAGCAGUUCUUGGUAAAUACAACAUUUGGAGGAAAGAAAAUGAGAAUGAAAAUGCGGAUUCUACUGUACGGUUGAUGCGAGACCAAAUCAUUAUGGCUAAGGUUUACUUGAGUAUUGCAAAGAUGAAGGACAGUCUUCAACUGUACCAAGAAUUGGAAUUUCAGCUUAAAGGAAGUCAGCGUGCUUUAGGUGAGGCAACUUCUGAUGCUGAGCUAAAGCCGAGCGAUCAUGAAAAUAUAAAAACUAUGGGCCAUGUUCUUUCCAAGGCGAAAGAGCAAUUGUAUGACUGUAAGUUGGUUACUGGGAAAUUGAGGGCAAUGCUACAAACAGCUGAUGAGCGAGUUAGGGGCUUGAGAAAACAAAGCACGUUCCUUAGCCAGUUGGCUGCCAAGACCAUACCGAAUGGAAUUCAUUGCUUAUCUAUGCGCCUUACCAUAGACUACUUCCUCCUUCCUCUUGAACAGAGAAAAUUCCCUAGAAGUGAGAAUUUGGAGAAUCCUACUCUCUAUCAUUAUGCCCUAUUCUCGGACAAUGUCUUGGCUGCAUCUGUUGUUGUCAACUCAACUAUUGUGAAUGCAAAGGAUCCUUCAAAGCAUGUGUUUCACCUUGUUACUGAUAAGCUAAAUUUUGGAGCCAUGAACAUGUGGUUUUUGCUGAAUCCUCCUGGAAAAGCUACAAUCAAUGUUGAAAAUGUCGAUGAAUUUAAGUGGUUGAACUCAUCCUACUGCCCAGUCUUGAGGCAGCUUGAAUCUGCAACAAUGAAAGAGUAUUAUUUCAAGGCAGGCCAUCCAACUACUACUGGUGCUUCGAAUCUCAAGUACAGAAAUCCAAAAUAUCUGUCAAUGCUUAACCACCUGAGAUUCUAUCUUCCACAAGUUUAUCCUAAAUUGGAUAAGAUUCUUUUUCUUGAUGAUGACAUUGUUGUCCAGAAAGACCUGACUGGAUUAUGGGCUGUAAAUCUUAAUGGAAAUGUAAAUGGUGCUGUUGAAACAUGUGGGGAGAGUUUUCACCGAUUUGACAAGUACCUUAACUUUUCAAAUCCACAUAUUGCAAAAAAUUUUGAUCCAAAUGCUUGUGGUUGGGCAUACGGGAUGAACAUGUUUGAUUUGAAGGUGUGGAAAAAGAAGGAUAUCACUGGCAUAUAUCACAAGUGGCAGAAUUUGAACGAAGACAGGGUGCUGUGGAAGCUGGGGACAUUGCCUCCAGGGCUGAUGACAUUCUAUGGAUUAACACAUCCGCUAGAUAAAUCAUGGCAUGUGCUUGGUCUAGGUUACAAUCCAAGUGUAGAUCGUUCAGAGAUAGAUAAUGCGGCAGUGGUACACUACAACGGUAAUAUGAAGCCAUGGUUAGAGAUAGCCAUGACAAAAUAUCGGUCUUACUGGACCAAAUAUGUAAAAUUUAGUCAUCCCUAUCUUCAGAAUUGUAGGCUACAUGAAUGAUCCUGACAAUUAGGUCCUGAAGUCCAGAGAAACGCACUUUUUCUCUGAUCAAUACCCUUCCCCAUAUUCUUUCUAUCUUAGCAAUUUCAGAGUGAUAGGGUCAGUGCUUAUUCUGUGGUUACCCCUACAUCAUCUCUUUCCUAAGUCACUGUUUUUUGCUUUCAAUUAAUUUUAUUUGUUUACACUACCCUCACUGAUUUGAAACAAGGUACAUAAGUACUAUACCUUAUUUACUGCUAUAAAAUCCCUUCAUUGUAUACAAUACUCUGAUACUGAGACUGGACUAGAAAUAGAAUAACAAUUUUUAUGUAUUCUUUCAAAA
This is a messenger RNA of Vigna umbellata (rice bean), 2610 nucleotides long. Its product is annotated as polygalacturonate 4-alpha-galacturonosyltransferase-like. NCBI's taxonomy places the organism in Eukaryota, Viridiplantae, Streptophyta, Magnoliopsida, Fabales, Fabaceae. The record is from RefSeq and is a predicted model, not a curated record. Gene Ontology annotation, molecular function: polygalacturonate 4-alpha-galacturonosyltransferase activity.